Molecule: messenger RNA, 3327 nt
Organism: Misgurnus anguillicaudatus (oriental weatherfish)
Lineage: Eukaryota; Metazoa; Chordata; Actinopteri; Cypriniformes; Cobitidae
Gene: tnfrsfa
Product: tumor necrosis factor receptor superfamily, member a
Biological process (GO): TRAIL-activated apoptotic signaling pathway; positive regulation of apoptotic process
Cellular component (GO): cell surface; plasma membrane
Molecular function (GO): protein binding
Source: RefSeq, a predicted model, not a curated record
CCUGAUUGUGAGAGGUGAGCGAAGUGUUCACACGACGAGUGCGUCGCUUUGAGAGCGUUGCGAAAAUGAGCCGCUUGUGAAAGGCCGUCAAAGUUGGAUUUACUUCGAAUUUGUUUUCGCUUUUUAUUUCUUAUUAUUUUGUAUUAAAACGUAGAUUUCCGGAGGAGUCAACAAACAGUUGGAAACUUCAUAAAUCACGCCAUCCUUCAAGGAUGGACAAAUCCACAACGAUGAAAGUUACGGUUGUUCUCUUCUGUGCUUUGAACCUUGGGAUUCAUGGGGCGGCAGAGAUUGGGUUUAUGGGAGAGCUGCAGAACCGUACAGCAAGACAGCUGAACUGUUUGGAGAACCACGAAUAUCCUCACAAUGGCUUCUGCUGCAAGAACUGUGAAGCUGGCACUUAUGUGAGUGAGAAGUGUACUACGAAUCAGGAGAAGGGCACAUGUACCCCAUGUAAGACGGGCACGUAUGCUGAACACCCUACGGGCAUGGAGCAGUGUCUGCAGUGCAGCCAGUGCCACAGGGAUCAGAUUGUGGUUGCAGAGUGCACCAGCAUGAGCAACACCAAAUGUGAAUGCAAGCCUGGUUUUUACUGCUUGCCGGACGAGCCAUGCGAAGUGUGCAAGAAAUGCAUCAGGUGCAAAGAUGAUGAGGAAGUAGUCAGCCCGUGCACAGCCACGUCCAACGCAAAGUGCAGGAGACGGACUUCGGAUCCAACGGAAGAACCAUCGGGCCAGCCAACGCCUGCCAGUGACAGUGGGCCUAUAGUUGCAGUUGUUGUUGUAACGUUGCUGAUCUUGGUGCUUCUGGUCGUGCUAAUACUUGGGUUUUUCUGGAAAAAGCGGCAACGUAGACAAAGUGAAACUGAUGAGUUGAAUGAGGUGAAGGUUCCAAUUGAUGUUCGGUGCCCAAAAUCCGAAGAGGAGCAAGAGAACAGCCGCAAUGCUGGACUAGAGAGAACGGAGGUGGAACGUCCAGAGUCCCGCCCCUUGUUGUCUCAAGAAACCCAGGAAACGAGCAAGAGCAUGCCCGUGGAAGAUGAUGAUCGGGGAUUGGGUGACAGCUUGCCAAACACGACCAGCUCUUCCCAAACGAGCCUGUCUGCCAUCCCUCUUAACAUGUGUAACGGGGACUCACCUCAGCCAAGCCCUCCAGCCCAAAGACAGCCAAUGAGGGAAACAGAGGCGUGUUCACAGGAUGAUGGUCCACUCAGGAAGCUUGUUCCUCUUCUUGGCGAGGAGGAGUCUCUAAGGAAGAGCUUCGACCUUUUCGACGCCCUUGACGUGCGGAUCCUCAACAAGUUCUUCCGUAGCAUCGGCGUGAGCGACAACUCGAUCAAGAUGGCCGAGACGCAGAAUCCCGAAGACAAAGUCUACAACCUUCUGCAAGUUUGGAUGCAGAAGGAGGGGCUUCGAGCAGACAUCAACACCUUACUUCAAUCUCUGCUGGACAUGAAUCAGAGAUAUUCAGCGGAACAAAUAGUCUCUAAAGCUUUAGAGAAAGGCUUUUACAGAUGCGAGUGAUGACUUUAUAACCGUUAAAAAACCUCUUGGUCUCGUGGCAUGAUCUUCCUGUAAUGAAGCUCCAGUGCCAACCUUUCUCUAGCUGCUCUCUAGCAGUGGGUUUUAAAGCCAACACUGGACACCUUUGAGGAUUUACACUGGCUAACAGAAGAGGGCGCUGUGCAUGCUAGAAGUAUUUGGUGCCUUUUAGCCCUCAGGCUUUUAAACUACAGGUUGGUCCAAAAGCCAAAAUGCUUUUGGUUUAUGCCAAAUGUUCAAGUUUAUAUGAGUUAGUGUAAAUAGUUUGACGCUGUUGUGUGCUGUAUUGUGACCAAUAAUUGUCAUAUAUCAAGCACAAUAUGUUGUCUUUACACUACAUGCCCUAAUUCACUUCUGUUGUUAAGUACAAACCUUGUCAAUUGAUACAGGGUUACAAAAAAACACUUCAUGACUGCAGACGACUCAGUAGUGGAAUAAUUCAAACGUACACGUUUUGCAAUGUAAGGUUUCAUUUAAAUGCAUCAUGGUUGUUACAGAAAAUAUUGUUUUCCUCCGUCCCGUGUCAUUUUGUGAAAGUUGGAUUCCAAAAACUGUUCUUAUUCUGCUUCGUGUGUGGCAACGAUGGCAUCUUUCCUUAUUUAUGUUUUAAAUAAGUGACAUAUUUAUUUAUAUUUUGUAAUUGCAUAUUAUUUAUACCUGUUAACUCUCAAGUGUUUUAAAACAUUUAUCGUGACUGAGAGAUGUUCACUCCUCCGGCUCUUUUCAAUCAGAUUCUGGAUGAGAUUCAGUGACGCCACACAGAGUUCGUCUGUAGCUAAGACAUUUCUACAUUUGUCCUUUUUUUACUGUGUCCUACCACGCGGACACACGUGAUGAGUUUUGUACCACGGUCAGUAUCACGCUUGCAACCGCUUCCGCAGGUCGAAUUCAGGCGUUUCAAAGUUCGGCCCGUCUUCCCUUGUUUUAUGGGCGUUAGUGCACAGGUACGUGUUUAUAGUUAAAAGAUGAAGGAAGUGUAUACUCAUCCAAACUACUUGCAGUUGGCAUCGUUUGCCUAGGAUGUACAUAGUUUAGUCAAGAAAGGAAACUAAUAGAUAUAUAUUUAUAGAAACCCCAUGUGCACAGCUUAAUGAAGUAGAGACUGCCUAAACACAGAAGGAACAAAUUUACAUUUAAAUAAAAUACAUAGGGUCACUAAAGUUAUAAUUCAUAAAUGUCUGACUGAGCUACAAAACUGUGUAGCUUUAUGAAAGUGUAUGAAAUAUGGCCUUUUAGAUAUAUUUUCAGUGUUCAGAAACGCUGAUCUCAGAUCAGCUCCGCUUAAACAGGUUUACAUGAGUUAACAUGGAAAGCUGAUGUUCACUGGCACAAUGUCUCCCCCUCUUGUUUGAUAAUGAAAUUGUAGAGCUGUCGUACAGUGCCGGCACUGCACCGAUUGACGUAGAAGUAAAUAGCAAGAGAAAAACUGCAUCAGUUUCAAGGGACUUUCUUUCUGUUCUGGCAAUCACAUGUUUUAUUCCUUUGCACUGAAUUUAACAUUAACUCUUUUUUUAAAAGUAGGUGCAGGAUUUUUUUCCCUUCUCUGUUAAAGAGAAUUUUUAGUUUUAUACUUUUUUUUUAAAUUGAAUGCACAUUGCUUUUCAAUUACGCCUCUUAACACAGUUUGUCUCUGCUAGCUAUUUUCACUGUAUCUUUGUGAGUAGAAGUCUAUUUCGCGUAUCUUUCCCCCCUAGAUAAUUGUUUGCUCGUUUAUGAAUGUAAAAUGUUCGCUGUUACAAAGUUAUUUGUAAAUGGCUGUUUUAAAAUAAAAAAUACAAAUUUUAAA